GGCUGCUCACGUUUCACGUGGUUCGCAUUUUUCAAAUUAACGCAGUGCUCGACAUUCCAUUGUAAAUUCAAUGGCUUCCAGCAAUAAAACUGAAGUGACGUGUGCCUAUUUCCUGCAGACAAAGAAAAGAUAUUGCCGAAUGUCAGUUAAGACCGGACGCAAGUUCUGCGGUGAGCAUGCCUCUUUGGAAGUGGCCAAUCAAGUCUGCCCUACAUCAGCUGCCAAAUAUGCACGAACGCCCUGUCCCUACGACCCCAAUCAGAAUUUUAACCCAAAUACAAUGUGAUCUCAAUAUCGGAGAUACAGAGGGUGGCCUGCUUCAAACAGCUUUCGUCGCCAUUUACAUGAUAUGCGCCCCCGUAUUUGGCUACCUGGGUGAUCGAUACUCUCGAAGGCUUAUCAUGGCUGCCGGUAUUUUCGUCUGGAGCCUGACAACAUUACUUGGCUCUUACAUGACAAAUUUCUGGGCUUUCCUGGUCAUGAGGAGCCUUGUAGGUGUGGGAGAAGCUUCCUACUCAACCAUAGCACCUACCAUCAUUUCAGACUUAUUUGUUGGCGAUCCUCGCUCAAAAUUCCUAGCCCUAUUCUAUUUCGCAAUUCCGGUCGGGAGUGGACUAGGUAACAUCUACAUCGUUGGCUCAGAAGCAUCUAGAGUGAUGGGAUCGUGGCAUUGGGGCCUUCGAGUCACGCCAGUUUUCGGGGCCGUAGCCGUGCUCCUGAUUUUGCUGGUCGUCCAGGAUCCUCCACGCGGCGAAUCUGAAGGCGCCCAUCUUUCAGCCACGAGUUGGUGGGACGACAUUAAAUCACUCGGCAAAAACAAAAGCUUUGUGAUGUCCACAGCAGCUUGCACAGCGGUGGCCUUCGUCGCUGGAGCUCUGGCAUGGUGGGGACCCAAGUUUAUCGCAUUGGGUUUGGCCACUCAACAAGGUCACCAGGAUGUUUCAUUGGAUGACGUAUCGUACAUUUUCGGCUUGAUUGCCAUGAUCGCUGGUUUACUGGGCGUUCCCCUUGGAUCUUUCCUCGGCCAAAAAUUGCGCGUCCGCUAUCAGCGGGCCGAUCCCAUCGUUUGCGGCAUGGGUAUGCUGUUUUCCACUCCGCUCAUGCUAGCUGCGUUGUUUAUCGCAGGAUGGAACACCACCACUUGCUUUGUGGUCGUCUUCUUUGGUCAAGUCCUGCUCAAUUUGAAUUGGGCAAUUGUGGCUGAUAUCCUGUUGUAUACGGUAAUCUUAACGCGACGAUCAACCGCUGAAGCGUUCCAAAUUCUAUUUUCACACGCACUGGGUGACGCCGGCUCUCCUUAUUUGAUAUCUCCGAAAUUCUGA
Molecule: messenger RNA, 1322 nt
Organism: Daphnia pulicaria
Lineage: Eukaryota; Metazoa; Arthropoda; Branchiopoda; Diplostraca; Daphniidae
Product: protein spinster-like
Biological process (GO): transmembrane transport
Cellular component (GO): membrane
Molecular function (GO): transmembrane transporter activity
Source: RefSeq, a predicted model, not a curated record